AUGUUUCAAAAGGAAAAACCCCAUGUCAAAAUGGGGUUCAGUAAAUUCUACUCUUUGAGGCCAAAAAAUGUUUUGCUGCAAGCAGCCAUGCCACAACAAGUUUGCCUCUGCCAGUACCAUGACAAUGUGAAGAUGCUCUGUGAAUGUCUUAGCAAAGAAGUACCAAGUUUUCUUUGGUAUUCUGGGUCAUUUGUUGAUCACUUUGUCUGUGACAGCACUAAAGAAAAAUGCACGAUGAACAAAUGUGAUAAAUGCCCUGCCUGGCUUGACAUUGUCAUGAAAGAUGCUCUUUUUGAUGAAGUUGUGCAGUGGCAACAGUGGGAAAGAGUGUCUCAUCCAGUUCAGUAAAAACAAGGCAAGUCGAAAGUGGUAAAGAAGAUGGAGAAAGUGAUCAAAGAGGGAACAGUUGAAGAAGCCUUACAUUGUCUUCAACAUAAAAUACCUUCUUUCUUGGAGCAUGAAUUUGUAAAGAGAAAACAAGCCGCAUUUUUUGAAGAGUGCAAAGCACAGCUGCAACCAGAUGAAGCAGUUGUCCGGGUUGACUUUGCUGAAAAUUACACCUGUCAGCACCAAGAUUAAAUUCAAGCAGUCCAUUGGAGUCAACAAAAAGUUACACUCUUUACUGUUGCAAUUUGGGCCAAAGGUUCUGCCAACAAUACAACGUGCAAUUUGCAUGUUUUAGCGAGUGAUGACCUCAGCCAUGACAAGAAAUCAGUGGCUGUUUUUAUGGAUACUGUGGUUAACAAUUUUAUCAGGAAAAGUUUUCCACAGGUCCGAGUUGUCAACAUCUUUUCUGAUGGGCCCAGCUCCCAAUUUAAAAACAAGUUCAUGGCUGGCUUCUACCACACUCUUCAGAGGAAGGGGUUAAGAAUUAAGUGGCCCUUUUUUGCCACUUCCCAUGGUAAAGGAGUGAUUGAUGGCUUGGGAGGAACUGUGAAAAGGAUGGUGUGGGGUGCAAUGUCCACCAGGAAAGUGUCAAAUGCGCAAGAUGCAGUGACCUUUGCGAAGAUCACAGCACAAUUUUGUAAGUCAGUCAACAUGCAACUAUGUCUUAAGAAAGACAUUGAUGAUUACAGCAACCACUGA
Molecule: messenger RNA, 1086 nt
Organism: Pocillopora meandrina
Lineage: Eukaryota; Metazoa; Cnidaria; Anthozoa; Scleractinia; Pocilloporidae
Source: the annotation of a GenBank genome assembly